Messenger RNA from Ceraceosorus guamensis, 1503 nucleotides. Its product is annotated as Mmp37-domain-containing protein. Gene Ontology annotation, molecular function: phosphatidate cytidylyltransferase activity. Gene Ontology annotation, biological process: cardiolipin biosynthetic process; CDP-diacylglycerol biosynthetic process. The coding region runs from base 1 to 1503 and encodes 500 amino acids. Gene Ontology annotation, cellular component: mitochondrion. The record is from RefSeq and is a predicted model, not a curated record. NCBI's taxonomy places the organism in Eukaryota, Fungi, Basidiomycota, Exobasidiomycetes, Ceraceosorales, Ceraceosoraceae. The transcript is spliced from 4 exons.
AUGAUUAUAGGGACGUCGGAGAGGAUAGCUGGAGUGACGCGAGGGCUGGGAGUAGCGCGUGCUCAAAGCGAGGAUAAGGUGCCGCUCGCUUUCUCUGCCAGGAGUCCGAGCUGGUAUGAGCGGUCAGCGCGUAUGGGUAGAGCAAGACCGAGUCAAGGCGCAACGCUUCACACUUCUGCAAAAUGCAGACGGGAUCUAGGCUCCUCUGGCACCGGCACGACACGACGAUCGGCCCCUCAAGCCCCACCUGCCGGACUGCGCACGACCUCCUUUCCACCACCUUCCUUUCCCGAAGCUUUUGGAGCAAACCAAAUGAUUCCCCUCUCCUCCGACCUCAAUCGCAGACUCUCCAACAUCCACUCUUCUUUCCGCGCACCCAUCCGUUUCGCCUUCGCUUAUGGAUCUGGGGUCUUCAAACAGUCGGAUGCGGGACCGGAACAUUCGAAGAGACCUCAAGGUCCCAAAGGGAAAAUGAUAGAUGUCGUCAUGGCUGUUGCUCAUCCUGAGCAUUGGCACAGCGUCAAUAUGAAGCAGCACCCUCGACACUACCCCACGUUGGCUAGGCUGCUCGGAGGCACUGCGGCUGCAAAAGCUCAGAAAUGGGGAGCUGGACUCUGGUACAAUCCUUAUGUCAAGAUAGGGGAUGAGCUCAUCAAGUACGGCGUCAUCUCUGUAGAUGAUCUGUGCAACGACUUGCUCGACUGGGACACGCUGUACGUCAGUGGAAGGAUGCACAAACCAGUCGCGAUGCUGCAAGCAGACGCUCGCGUGCGAUUAGCGCAACAGGUGAAUUUGACCUCUGCUUUGCGCGUAGCACUCUUGCUGCUACCAGAGCGCUUCACGGAGGUGGAGCUGUACACGCAGAUCGCUUCUCUCAGCUACACUGGAGAUUUCAGAAUGAGUGUGCCAGGCGGAGAGAAUGCGGACAAGGUGCGGAACAUCGUGCUGGGCCAGCGAGACCAAUUCAGGCGGCUAUAUGCCGGACUUGUCAGGAGCUUUGGUACUGUCCACAUAGAAGAGACCAGGGCGGAUCGAUUUGCCAUGAUUCAAGAUACGUCUGCCGCCACUAGAGCAGACUACGCAGGUCGCUUACCUCUACGGCUCCGAGAAAAGGUGCAAGCGCACUACACGGCUCAUCCGGAUGCAGAUCCAGCCUUUUUGGCCCUGUCGCUGAGCAGGCGAUCGGACCAGGUGACACGCAAGCCCAGCGCCGUCUCCCGAAACUCUGACGACGCGGAUGCGGAAAAGGAGAGGCGCAAAGCGUUUUGGAAAGCUGCUGUGGAGCAAAAAGACUUUGAAAGGGUUUUGCUGCAGAUGAUUGCGAAGACGGUCAAGGGGCCUGCUUGGGCUCAGAGCGUAAAGGGCGUCUACACUGCUGGAUUCGGCAGAUCACUUAGAUAUGUCCUGGCAAAGGUCGGAAAGGUGAGCGUUGGGUCCUUGCAUGCUUGCUACAUGGGAUGGGGACUUUCAGAAGCUGAAUCUGCUACCUUUUGUUGUGAUUGA